This is a messenger RNA of Fusarium falciforme, 2562 nucleotides long. RefSeq lists its product as hypothetical. The transcript has a single exon. The coding region runs from base 1 to 2562 and encodes 853 amino acids. The record is from RefSeq and is a predicted model, not a curated record. Gene Ontology annotation, biological process: DNA damage checkpoint signaling; DNA repair; mitotic DNA replication checkpoint signaling. Gene Ontology annotation, molecular function: chromatin binding. Lineage: Eukaryota; Fungi; Ascomycota; Sordariomycetes; Hypocreales; Nectriaceae.
AUGGCUCCGCCCGCGAAGCGCCGCCGACGGAAUGUCGUCGACGCUUCAGACGACGAAGACGAGCCGCCCCGUGCGAACACGCUCACCAACUUCCUGCUCUCCUCACCGAGCUCACCCCCAAAGACACGCCCUCCUGUCGCAUCGCCGAGCCCAUCCAAGAGCAAGCCCAUCACGGGGAAGCUCUCCACGACUACUUCGAACCGCCUACCUCGUCGACCGCAAUCGCAUAGGAACGGCACGAGCCCAAGCUCCAAGAAGACCAAGGACGUUGGGAAAUCAGACGACAAGGGGAAGACUGCAGAUCUCAAGACUCUGUUUUCAAACCAGGCACAGCGAGCUGCGAGGUCAGGAAACGGGGAUAGGCGGUCCGUUCCUCUCGACGACAUAAUAAGCGAUCCCAUCUCGGAGGAUGAUGAGAUUUCGGAGCAGACAGCGGGUACUACGAGUUUAGUCGGCCAACGCGCCAAGAAGAGAAUCCGAGGCAGCUCUCAGACAACUUUAUCGGAAGCUCCUAGUGCCAGCCAGAAGUUCUUGAGGCCCCCAAAGCCAGAACGCCUAGCAGCAGCCGAUGAGGACCUGCGUCCUUGGUCAGAACGCUUUGGGCCGAAAAAUCUGGAGGAGUUGGCAGUGCACAAGAAGAAGGUUGCGGACGUUCGAAGAUGGCUUGAGGAUGUCAUGGCCGGGCGCAUGCGACAGCGCCUCCUCAUCCUCAAGGGCGCGGCCGGGUCUGGCAAGACGACGACUAUGCGGCUUCUGGCAAACGACAUGGGUUGCGAGCUUCUUGAAUGGCGAAAUCCUACAGGAAGCUCUGGGCUUGGCUUUGUUUCGACAUCGGCGCAAUUCGAAGAGUUUCUCGGUCGCGGCGGUAAAUUCGGCGCCCUAGAUACAGACAUGACUGGGCCUCCCAUGCAGAACAGUUUCCAUGGGACACAUAAGAAGGAUUCGAAGCGAAUCAUACUCAUUGAAGAGUUUCCCAACACCUUUUCGAGGUCCUCUACAGCUCUGACAUCGUUCCGCAACACCAUACUACGCUACCUCGCCGAUAACACGCCCUCAUUGUCCACAUUCGCAAAGCCUUCACAAGAACCCGUGACACCCAUGGUCAUGAUCAUUUCGGAGACUCUCCUAACCACAACCUCUGCCUCGGCAGAUAGUUUUACAGCCCACCGACUCUUGGGGCCCGAGAUCCUACGGCAUCCGGGGGUCGGGGUGAUCGAGUUCAAUGCUAUUGCGCCCACCUUGUUGCAGAAAGCGCUCGAGUUGAUCGUGCAAAAGGAAGCUAGGAAAUCGGGCCGGAGGAAAACACCGGGCCCCCAGGUUCUAAAGCGCCUGGGUGAGAUUGGAGAUAUCCGGAACGCCGCGUCUUCUCUCGAGUUCCUCUGCUUGAAGGGCGAUCAGCAAGCAGACUGGGGCGGCAAGGUGGCGUUUACAAAACAAAAGAAAGGCGUCAAGGAUGCAAUCAAGCUCACGCAUGGGGAGCAGGAGAGUCUGGAGCUAAUAUCUCAGCGUGAGGCAAGUCUGGGCAUAUUUCAUGCCGUUGGAAAGGUGGUAUACAACAAACGAGAUGAAGUUGCUCCUCGAGAUGACAAGGUGGAAACCCUACCAAACUUCUUAUCGCACCACUCGAGGCCGAAGCGCUCCGAGGUCUCUGUCGACUCUCUCAUCGAUGAGACUGGAACAGACACACAUACCUUCAUAUCAGCGUUGCACGAGAACUACGUCCUUUCGUGUGAGAGUACAGAUCCUAUGGAUCUCUCAACUCCAAUCGACUACGUCAACGAAUGCAUCGAGUACCUUUCCCAGAGCGACCUCCUCUCUCCCUCAAGAGACAUCUUCUUUGGUGGAAGAGGCGGCUUCUCCGGCCGGGACUCUGGCAGCCAUCUCCUGCGUCAGGACGAGAUGACGUUCCAAGUCGCCGUCCGCGGUAUGCUAUUCGCCUUGCCAAACCCAGUCAAGAGGAAGACAUCGUACACAAAAGGCACCGACGCGUUCAAGAUGUUUUACCCCACAAGUCUCAAGCUCUGGCGUGCCAAAGAGGAACUCGAGGGUCUUGUAGAUAUGUGGUCUGCGAAACUGCUCAAGGGCGAGGAUCAUGCGGCUACAAAGAACCUCACCGACGGAGCCAUCGCGUUCCGUCGCCCACAACAGCAAUCAUCGGCAGAAACAUCCUGGAUGCAUCGCCAGCAACGGAAUCGCCCCCCUGUUACGAAACCUCAGCCAGAUGAGGAACACGAGAACCCGCCCCUCCUCUCCUUGGGCAGCGCAGCACGCCGUGAAAUGCUUCUCGAGCGGCUCCCAUACAUGGCUCACAUUUCCCGCGCCCGCAAGACGUCCAGCUUCCGGCUCCGCGACCUAGAGAAGGUGGUCUCGUUCCAAGGGAUUAACGCUCCAGACCAGGACUCGGACGCAGAGGAGGACCAUGCACCCGGGGAGGCGUGGGCAACCGAUAAACCAUCUGAGGAGGCAAGCCCGCGGAAACGAAGAGCGGGUAUUCAGUCCGGCAGUGUGACAGGGCUGCUGGCUCAGAAGUUGGUAUUGAGUGAUGAUGAUAUCGAAGACUAA